CAUUGAUGACGUAGUACACACAGGACGACAUUUUGUCAGAAAGAAAGAACUUGUCGAGAGAGGUUUAGUGACCGUUUACGAGCCAUUGAGAGGAGGAUGAAUCGCCAGUCCUCCACUAAUGGCACCAAGCCGGUCAGUCGCCACCCUGCCACUGCCACAGGAGGAUCCACAGCUGACCUCCUUCCUGUGACAGGGAGCAGUAACAAUGAUCUAGCUGGACUGUUUGAGUGUCCAGUCUGCUUUGACUAUGCUCUCCCACCCAUUAUGCAGUGUCAGAGUGGACAUAUUGUUUGUUCAAGCUGUAGACCCAAGCUUUCAUGCUGCCCAACCUGUAGAGGACCCCUUGGUAACAUUAGGAAUCUGGCAAUGGAAAAAGUUGCAAUGACAGUGAUGUUCCCUUGCAAAUAUAUGUCAAAUGGAUGUGCUGUCAACCUGCUGCACACAGAGAAAACGGAGCACGAAGAAACAUGUGAAUUCAGGCCUUAUUGUUGCCCAUGCCCAGGUGCUUCAUGUAAGUGGCAAGGCUCGCUGGACCAAGUCAUGCCUCAUCUAAUGCAGCAUCACAAGAGCAUUACUACACUGCAAGGUGAAGACAUAGUCUUUCUGGCCACAGAUAUAAACCUCCCAGGUGCUGUGGACUGGGUUAUGAUGCAGUCCUGCUUUGGUUACAAUUUUAUGCUAGUUUUGGAAAAACAGGAAAAGAUGGAUGGCCAUCAACAGUUUUAUGCUAUAGUACAGCUGAUUGGGACACGAAAACAAGCAGAAAGUUUCAUUUACAAAUUGGAGUUAAACGGACACAGACGCAGGCUGACCUGGGAAGCCACACCGCGGAGUAUUCACGACGGAGUACAGUCCGCCAUCUCAAGUAGUGACUGUUUAGUCUUUGACACCAAUAUUGCUAGACUGUUUGCCGAGGGCGGGAACUUAGGCAUAAAUGUCACCAUCUCCAUGUGCUGAAGACAAAACCAUGCACACGUAUAAACACCUAGAGAUGAGGUGGUAACGUGAGGCGUAUACAUGCGAUAGGUGUACACGGCUUCUGUGAACAAAUUCCUUCAGUUAUCUUGAACACUCCUGUUUGUAAUAAAUUGUGUUAAAAAAGAC
Lingula anatina is the source of this 1104-nucleotide messenger RNA. RefSeq names its product E3 ubiquitin-protein ligase SIAH1A. NCBI's taxonomy places the organism in Eukaryota, Metazoa, Brachiopoda, Lingulata, Lingulida, Lingulidae. Gene Ontology annotation, molecular function: ubiquitin conjugating enzyme binding; ubiquitin protein ligase activity; zinc ion binding. Gene Ontology annotation, biological process: multicellular organism development; proteasome-mediated ubiquitin-dependent protein catabolic process. The record is from RefSeq and is a predicted model, not a curated record. Gene Ontology annotation, cellular component: cytoplasm.